Messenger RNA from Diaporthe amygdali, 936 nucleotides. RefSeq lists its product as uncharacterized. Bases 1 to 936 code for a protein of 311 amino acids. Gene Ontology annotation, molecular function: transmembrane transporter activity. The transcript is spliced from 2 exons. Gene Ontology annotation, biological process: transmembrane transport. The record is from RefSeq and is a predicted model, not a curated record. Lineage: Eukaryota; Fungi; Ascomycota; Sordariomycetes; Diaporthales; Diaporthaceae.
AUGGCAGCAGCAGUCAAAACCCAGGAGAAGCCCGUUGAGAUCAAGAAUUACAAGGGAUUUGUCGCUGGCGUCUUCUCCGGUAUUGCGAAGCUGUCUGUCGGACACCCCUUCGACACAAUCAAGGUCCGGCUCCAGACCACCGACUCAGCUCGCUUCUCUGGGCCCCUCCAGUGCCUCCUGCAGACAAUUCGCAAUGAGGGCCUCUACGGCCUGUACAAGGGCGCAACCCCGCCGCUCGUGGGAUGGAUGUUCAUGGACAGUGUUAUGUUGGGCAGUCUGACGGUCUACCGCCGCCUCCUCCGCGACAACAUAUUUAACCCGCCGCUGCACCCCCUCCAUGACCCAAACCUGCCACUACCCGCCCACGGCCACGGCCUGGCUGGCAUCCUGGCGGGCUCGACAGUCUCGUUCGUCGCGGCGCCGGUGGAGCACGUCAAGGCGCGGCUACAGAUUCAGUACUCGGCUAAUAAGAGCGAGAGGCUGUAUAGGGGGCCGAUCGACUGCGUGAGCAAGAUCUGGCGCGCGCAUGGAAUACAGGGGCUGUAUCACGGCCUGUCUGCGACGCUGAUCUUCCGUUCGUUCUUUUUCUUCUGGUGGGGGAGCUACGACCUGUUCAGCCGGUGGAUGAAAAACUCCACCAAUUUGAGCGCGCCAGCGAUCAAUUUCUGGGCCGGAGGGCUGAGUGCGCAGGUGUUUUGGUUGACAAGCUAUCCUAGUGAUGUUGUCAAGCAGCGUAUUAUGACGGAUCCAUUAGGCGGUGGUCUCGGCGACGGUACACGGCGUUUCAGGUCAUGGAGGGAGGCGGCUGUGGCAGUACACAGGGAGAGUGGAUGGAAGGGCUACUGGCGAGGGUUCUUGCCAUGCUUUUUGAGGGCGUUUCCGGCCAACGCGAUGGCCUUGGUAGCAUUUGAAGGCGUCAUGAGAACACUUCCUUAG